AUGGCACAGCUCCGGUAUCGAAUGCAAAUAUCGAUCUGGGCGGUUUUCUGGAAAGAUGCAGCGAAUUUGUGUGGCUGAGUCUUGCAUGUUGCCAAAGCGAUCUCUUGUUCUACGGCUUUCACGCACCACAAAUUUUUCGGAUGGUAUUGCGAGCUCUACCGUGUUUUGCAUCACAAAAAAAUUGGUCAAUCGCAUUUAUGCAUUACAGAUCCUGUUGCUCCUGUUAGUGUUAUCCUCCGAAUUUCGCAUGACAAAUCCAGACCCAGAUCGAUAUUUGCAGUGCAUACCCGGGCAAAGCACAGGUCGGUCCGGCUGGAAAAAUGGGAUGCCAACGUGGGCUCGCUCCAGUGCGGCUGUUCGCCGAAAGAGAAGCAUAAAGACUGGACGCAGAACUACCGCAGGAAAUUGUGCGAGAACGCGUGCCCAAAGUACAAAAGCACCGGCCCGUACGCGAUUAGCAAGGCGCCCCGCUGCCCUAAGGGGCUGAAGUGUGACAGGUGUCAUUUGUGCGGCAGGGAUGCGCACGCCUUGCAGGUGCAAGAAUCUUGGGAGCACUACGUGUAUGAAAUGCAAAAGCAUCGUACUAGUAUAAAUCGCAUGACAAAUUUCCUCCGCAUGAGAAAUGAAAUUUGUAAUGCGGAUUUACCUUAAGGAAAAGAUUUGUAAUGCAUAAACGCGAUUGCUACGAGUGCGAUACUUUUGCACAGGAUAACGUGCAAGAAUGCCGCGAGGACCCGCUGGAGGCAAUGGCUUCCCCCGGUCGUCUAUGCAUUGCAAAAAUGUCUGGGUCUGGAAACUUGUGAUGCGAUGUGGCGAAUCAUGAGGAUGCCACAAUUGACGGCUGAGCAUGACAAGUUUCUGCGUAGUUGCUAGGUGUUGUCUAAUCAGCAUGACCAACAACGUUUGUGCCUAACAGAAAGUUGAAGGCUUUGGGCAACGUGCAUGACAGACUUGAGAGUCAUGCCAGCCGAGCAAGACAAAAUUACAUUCUUCCAGACCCAGACAUAUUUGCAAUGCAUAUCAUCAGAUUCGUGGCAAUUCUUGUUCGCAGCAGCAGCCGCAGCAGCAGAAAAGUGGUCGUACAACUGCAGCUGCACCAGCCAUUUCUAGCCGGCGGCAGUCUGAACAAGCACCAGGGGCGACGUCUGAAGCUGCUGCGCGUGCCGGGGGACCAGCACGAGCUACUGCAUUCGACCACGGUGUGGAAGCACGCCAACGUCGACCCGAGCAGACGCGAGCAACCAGUACUACCGGUGCAGCUGCCAGAGGCGGCAAGGGCAUUAGUAGUAAAACCCGACUUGUUCCUCGCGGGGGCAAGUUUAAGGGGAAGAGGGAAGCCGCCCGCUCCUCGGUGGAUCAUGACGUUGGAGCAGCAGCACGGUGCCCCUGGGAGCCCGCAGCAGCACCAACCCCAGCGGGGGCUUCCCCGCCCGCUCCAGCCUUCACAGCUUUUAGCGGGGAAGACAUUGCAAAAUUCAUGUCCUCUCGAUAG
This is a messenger RNA of Amoebophrya sp. A120, 1492 nucleotides long. The record is from the annotation of a GenBank genome assembly. NCBI's taxonomy places the organism in Eukaryota, Dinophyceae, Syndiniales, Amoebophryaceae.